Messenger RNA from Yarrowia lipolytica CLIB122, 2103 nucleotides. RefSeq lists its product as uncharacterized. Gene Ontology annotation, cellular component: peroxisome. The record is from RefSeq and is a predicted model, not a curated record. Gene Ontology annotation, molecular function: fatty acid binding; acyl-CoA oxidase activity; FAD binding. Lineage: Eukaryota; Fungi; Ascomycota; Dipodascomycetes; Dipodascales. Gene Ontology annotation, biological process: fatty acid beta-oxidation using acyl-CoA oxidase; lipid homeostasis.
AUGAACCCCAACAACACUGGCACCAUUGAAAUCAACGGUAAGGAGUACAACACCUUCACCGAGCCCCCCGUGGCCAUGGCUCAGGAGCGAGCCAAGACCUCCUUCCCCGUGCGAGAGAUGACCUACUUCCUCGACGGUGGCGAGAAGAACACCCUCAAAAACGAGCAGAUCAUGGAGGAGAUUGAGCGAGACCCUCUUUUCAACAACGACAACUACUACGAUCUCAACAAGGAGCAGAUCCGAGAGCUCACCAUGGAGCGAGUCGCCAAGCUGUCUCUGUUUGUGCGUGAUCAGCCCGAGGACGACAUCAAGAAGCGAUUUGCUCUCAUUGGUAUCGCCGAUAUGGGAACCUACACCCGACUUGGUGUCCACUACGGCCUCUUCUUUGGCGCCGUCCGAGGUACCGGAACUGCCGAGCAGUUUGGCCACUGGAUCUCCAAGGGAGCCGGAGACCUGCGAAAGUUCUACGGAUGUUUCUCCAUGACCGAGCUGGGCCAUGGCUCCAACCUGGCUGGUCUCGAGACCACCGCCAUCUACGAUGAGGAGACCGACGAGUUCAUCAUCAACACCCCUCACAUUGCCGCCACCAAGUGGUGGAUUGGAGGAGCCGCCCACACCGCCACCCACACUGUCGUGUUCGCCCGACUCAUUGUCAAGGGCAAGGACUACGGUGUCAAGACCUUUGUUGUCCAGCUGCGAAACAUCAACGACCACAGCCUCAAGGUCGGUAUCUCUAUUGGUGAUAUCGGAAAGAAGAUGGGCCGAGACGGUAUCGAUAACGGAUGGAUCCAGUUCACCAACGUGCGAAUCCCCCGACAGAACCUGCUCAUGAAGUACACAAAGGUCGACCGAGAGGGUAACGUGACCCAGCCUCCUCUGGCUCAGCUUACCUACGGUUCUCUUAUCACUGGUCGAGUCUCCAUGGCCUCUGAUUCUCACCAGGUCGGAAAGCGAUUCAUCACCAUUGCUCUGCGAUACGCCUGCAUUCGACGACAGUUCUCCACCACCCCCGGCCAGCCCGAGACCAAGAUCAUCGACUACCCCUACCAUCAGCGACGACUUCUGCCUCUUCUGGCCUAUGUCUAUGCUCUUAAGAUGACUGCCGAUGAGGUUGGAGCUCUCUUCUCCCGAACCAUGCUUAAGAUGGACGACCUCAAGCCCGACGACAAGGCCGGCCUCAAUGAGGUUGUUUCCGACGUCAAGGAGCUCUUCUCCGUCUCCGCCGGUCUCAAGGCCUUCUCCACCUGGGCUUGUGCCGACGUCAUUGACAAGACCCGACAGGCUUGCGGUGGCCACGGUUACUCUGGAUACAACGGUUUCGGCCAGGCCUACGCCGACUGGGUUGUCCAGUGCACCUGGGAGGGUGACAACAACAUUCUCACCCUUUCUGCCGGCCGAGCUCUUAUCCAGUCUGCCGUUGCUCUGCGAAAGGGCGAGCCUGUUGGUAACGCCGUUUCUUACCUGAAGCGAUACAAGGAUCUGGCCAACGCUAAGCUCAAUGGCCGAUCUCUCACCGACCCCAAGGUCCUCGUCGAGGCCUGGGAGGUUGCUGCCGGUAACAUCAUCAACCGAGCCACCGACCAGUACGAGAAGCUCAUUGGCGAGGGUCUUAACGCCGACCAGGCCUUUGAGGUUCUGUCUCAGCAGCGAUUCCAGGCCGCCAAGGUCCACACACGACGACACCUCAUUGCCGCUUUCUUCUCCCGAAUUGACACCGAGGCUGGCGAGGCCAUCAAGCAGCCCCUGCUUAACCUGGCUCUGCUGUUUGCCCUGUGGUCCAUCGAAGAGGACUCUGGUCUGUUCCUGCGAGAGGGCUUCCUCGAGCCCAAGGAUAUCGACACCGUCACCGAGCUCGUCAACAAGUACUGCACCACUGUGCGAGAGGAGGUCAUUGGCUACACCGAUGCCUUCAACCUGUCCGACUACUUCAUCAACGCUCCUAUUGGAUGCUACGAUGGUGACGCUUACCGACACUACUUCCAGAAGGUCAACGAGCAGAACCCUGCCCGAGACCCCCGACCUCCUUACUACGCCUCUACUCUCAAGCCCUUCCUUUUCCGAGAGGAGGAGGAUGAUGACAUUUGCGAGCUUGAUGAGGAAUAG